This is a messenger RNA of Propithecus coquereli (Coquerel's sifaka), 880 nucleotides long. RefSeq names its product protein phosphatase 1, regulatory subunit 17 (gene PPP1R17). The transcript is spliced from 5 exons. The record is from RefSeq and is a predicted model, not a curated record. Gene Ontology annotation, biological process: regulation of phosphatase activity. The coding region runs from base 324 to 791 and encodes 155 amino acids. Gene Ontology annotation, molecular function: protein phosphatase inhibitor activity. Lineage: Eukaryota; Metazoa; Chordata; Mammalia; Primates; Indriidae.
GUGCACACUGGGAGCUCAAAGUACAACUCUGUAUAUUGUAUUUUGCAAUGUACAAUCAUUGCAGUGGAGAGCAGCGAUGGUGAGGUUAGUCCUCUAUCCUUCUCCAUCCCCCUUGCCCUGGCGCCUGUGAAACAGAGCAUCCCCAUGGCAACAGCAGCAGCUGGUCCCUAGAUAAGAGGAGCUGGAGCCGGCCAGCAGCAGCCACUGCGCAGAGGAGCCAGGCCCAGCUUCGGUGAGCAAACGCCCUCCCUGUCUCUCGUCUUCUCUUCCCAGCGCCUGCACAGAUUGUGCCGGAGAAGAAAUACACACACGCACCUUCUUUGAUGAUGUCCACUCAGCAAAUGCAGCCACUGGAGAUCUCAGAAGACAGGCUGGACAAGCUAGAUCCUCGUUGCAGCCACUUAGAUGAUCUUUCAGACCAGUUCAUUAAGGACUGUGAGCUCAAAAAGAAGCCAAGAAAGGGGAAAAAUGCACAGGCCACCCUGAAUGUUGAGUCAGAGCAAAAAAAACCAAGGAGGAAAGAUACACCGGCCCUGCACAUCCCACCUUUCAUACCAGGUGUGCUUUCAGAACAUCUAAUUAAAAGGUACGAUGUUCAAGAGAGACAUCCAAAGGGCAAAAUGAGCCCAGCUCUUCAUAACACUGACCUGGAACAGAAAAAGCCAAGGAGAAAAGACACACCUGCCCUGCACAUGUCCCCCUUUGCAGCAGGUGUGACACUGCUAAGGGAUGAGAGACCCAAAGCGAUCACGGAAGAUGACGAAAAGGAUGGUGACAAGAUAGCUAUUUAGAGACAGUUCCCCUGAGACCCCUUGUAAAUAGGUUAGAUCAGUUCCCUACAGUGACCUAGAGAAAAAAAAUAGAUUUGUUUCUGCUCUCA